This is a messenger RNA of Drosophila willistoni, 1059 nucleotides long. RefSeq names its product BLOC-1-related complex subunit 6 (gene BORCS6). Gene Ontology annotation, biological process: lysosome localization. The record is from RefSeq and is a predicted model, not a curated record. Lineage: Eukaryota; Metazoa; Arthropoda; Insecta; Diptera; Drosophilidae. The transcript is spliced from 3 exons. The coding region runs from base 46 to 873 and encodes 275 amino acids. Gene Ontology annotation, cellular component: BORC complex.
CUAAAUGUUUUGUUGCAAAAUAAUUGUAAAUUUCAAAGAUAAAUAAUGUCGCGUCGCAGCCAGGACAUACCAAUACGUCCGCGUUAUGGCUACACAGAAGACGAGCAAGCGGGAGAGGGAGUUGCCCAGCCGCCAGCUUCCUCGUACACAGAAAUACCGUUUUUGGCACAGUAUCCCGGACCUGUGCCCGAACACGUCCUGCAAGACAUUACACCAACGGCCAGCAGAGGUCCACCACAUAGCCAAGAGAGUUAUACAAAUUUAGAUUCUGGUGAAGAAGAGGAGGAGGAGAGUAACAGCAAUUCCAAAGAUAGUUCCGAGGAUCAUGCUCACGCCCACAAAACACGCCCCAAGUCACAAAGCAGUUUUCCCUACGAAAUAGAAAUAGAAGGUGAUUCAGAUCCCGGCCAAAUGCGUCAUUUUGUGUCUCACAAUCUGGAGGCCAAGUUAAGGGAAAGUGGUAUGAGUUCCGCCCCCACCGAUUCGGAACAGACGACACCCUCUGGGGCAUCGUUACCGCCGGGCAAUUUGACGCAACGUUUCCUUCAGUGCCGCAAUGUCCCCGAGAUUGAUGGGAAUGUGUUGAGUGAUAUUGAACUAGAGGCUCAGUAUUUAGCCACCUCUGUAGAUAAUCUUUUAGAGAAUUUGGGUAAUCUUUUGCAUUCCAUAUCCUCCAUUACUGCCGACAAUGUAGAGGUUCAUAAAAACGCUGUGAAUAAGCUAACUGAUGCUUUGGAUGCCAAUAUCAAGUGUCAAUAUCAAUUGCUGGCAAAGGCCGAAGAGAUAACCAAAUCUAUGAAGCCCACAGAACAAUUGGGACAAAGGAUCCGUGAAAUCAAGCGCCUUGUCGAUAUGCUGGACAGCACUAUGUAGGAACAAGCCCAUGACAGUGGCCUAGUUGCAUCACUGGUUCUGGAUUCAUCACCAUCACAAAUGGCAACCAUGACUUUUGCAGAUACGCCCUGUACUUUCAUUUAAAUUUAAUAUUUAUUUUUCUAGUCAUUCCUCAAUUAAAGUUUUUCCACUUUGGCUUUUACAAUACGUAGUGGAUAAACAGGA